Molecule: messenger RNA, 1466 nt
Organism: Nycticebus coucang (slow loris)
Lineage: Eukaryota; Metazoa; Chordata; Mammalia; Primates; Lorisidae
Gene: EXOSC9
Product: exosome component 9
Exons: 12
Coding region: 100-1422 (440 amino acids)
Biological process (GO): nuclear mRNA surveillance; nuclear polyadenylation-dependent mRNA catabolic process; U5 snRNA 3'-end processing
Cellular component (GO): nuclear exosome (RNase complex); cytoplasmic exosome (RNase complex)
Source: RefSeq, a predicted model, not a curated record
CGCGCCUUGAUGACGUAAAUCUCCUGCGCGGCGGAGCCGCGCGUGAGGAAGCUCGGAUGUCCCUUUGCUUGACGAUCCUGGGGCUCGCGACCCAACACCAUGAAGGAAACGCCACUCUCAAACUGUGAGCGCCGCUUCCUGCUCCGCGCCAUCGAAGAGAAGAAGCGGCUGGAUGGCAGACAAACCUAUGAUUAUAGAAACAUCAGGAUCUCAUUUGGAACAGAUUAUGGGUGCUGUAUUGUGGAACUUGGGAAGACAAGAGUUCUUGGACAGGUUUCCUGUGAACUUGUGUCUCCAAAACUUAAUAGGGCCACAGAAGGUAUUCUUUUUUUUAACCUUGAACUCUCUCAGAUGGCAGCUCCAGCUUUUGAACCUGGCAGGCAGUCAGAUCUCUUGGUGAAGUUGAAUCGACUCUUGGAAAGAUGUCUAAGAAAUUCGAAGUGUAUAGACACUGAAUCUCUCUGUGUUGUUGCUGGUGAAAAGGUUUGGCAAAUACGUGUGGAUCUACAUUUAUUAAAUCAUGAUGGAAAUAUUAUUGAUGCUGCCAGCAUUGCUGCAAUUGUGGCCUUAAGUCACUUCCGAAGACCUGAUGUCUCUGUCCAGGGAGAUGAAGUGACACUGUAUACACAUGAAGAGCGUGAUCCUGUACCAUUAAGCAUCCACCACAUGCCUAUUUGUGUCAGUUUUGCCUUUUUCCAGCAAGGAACAUAUUUAUUGGUGGAUCCCAAUGAACGAGAAGAACGUGUGAUGGAUGGCUUGCUGGUGAUUGCCAUGAACAAACAUCGAGAGAUUUGUACUAUCCAAUCCAGUGGUGGGAUAAUGCUGCUAAAAGAUCAAGUUUUGAGAUGCAGUAAAAUAGCUGGUGUGAAAGUAGCAGAAAUUACAGAGCUAAUACAGAAAGCUUUGGAGAAUGACCAGAAAGUUAGAAAAGAAGGUGGAAAGUUUGGCUUUGCAGAGUCUAUAGCAAAUCAAAGGAUCACAGCAUUUAAAAUGGAAAAGGCCCCUGUUGAUACCUCAGAUGUAGAGGAGAAAGCAGAAGAAAUCAUUGCUGAAGCUGAACCUCCUUCAGAAGUUGUUUCUAAACCUGUGUUAUGGACUCCUGGAACUGCCCAAAUUGGAGAGGGAAUAGAAAACUCCUGGGGUGAUCUCGAAGACUCUGGGAAGGAGGAUGAGGAUGAAGGUGGCAGUGAUGAUGCUAUCAUGCUUGAUAGCAUAAAAAUGGACACUGGAUUAGAAGUCUCUGAUAUUGGAAGCCAAGAUGCCCCUAUAGUACUCUCAGAUAGUGAAGAAGAAGAAAUCAUCAUUUUAGAACCAGACAAGAAUCUGAAGAAAAUAAGAACACAGAACAUCAGUGCAAAGCCAGAAAAAGCACCAACUAAAAAGCCAGUGAAAAAGAGAAAAAAGAAGAGAGCUGUUAAUUAAAGCUAACAUAGUUGUAUAUAUAACUAUUAAAAGGAUAUUUAUUC